Molecule: messenger RNA, 813 nt
Organism: Lingula anatina
Lineage: Eukaryota; Metazoa; Brachiopoda; Lingulata; Lingulida; Lingulidae
Source: RefSeq, a predicted model, not a curated record
GUGGAUCUGUUAGACCGCCAUUCUGAACGCGCUCUCACAGAAGUAAAGCAUCUCAUAUUCACCAUGAGUGAGAGGCAGACAACAGAUGCGUUCCCAGGGGUACAGAAGACGGAGCCAAAACCUGAGAUUUUCACUGUCCCCCCACCUCAGCCCAAGAAAAAGAAACCUGGUCAGCUCACUGCCCAGCAGGUCAAACAAUUCUUUGAAGAGGGCUAUGUCGUUGUAGAAGAUUUCUUUACACGCGAAGAACUUGAUGCAUGUAGAGACGCUGUGGCGGGGUUGGUGGAUGAUCUGGCAAAGAAGUUGUAUGAUGGUGGGAAGAUUAAAAAACUGUACAGAGACCAAGGAUUGUUCACCAGACUGACAGCCAUUGAGAAAGAAUUCCCUGGAGCUAACAUUAUUCUCCAUAAAAGCCAAAACAUGCCAAAGGCAAUCCAGGAGCUUUGGACCAAUGAGCGCCUGCUGAAUGCUGUGGAGCAACUGAUUGGGCCAGAUAUAGCAGGCCAUCCUGUGUGGAAUCUGCGUACAAAAACACCCAAAAAUGAAGCCACAACUGUCCCAUGGCACCAAGAUGUUGGCUACCUGGACAACAAUUCCUAUGAAGUUCUGCAGCCCACUGCAUGGAUACCACUUUUGGACUCUAAUGAAAACAAUGGUUGUAUGCAGUUAGUUAAGGGAGGUCACAAGACUGGACGUGUGGCGGAACACGAGUGCUGUGCUGGCAAUACUUGGUACACCAUGUUGACAGAGGAAGAAAUGGAGAAAACCCUGGGUAACUUCCCACUGGAAUUUUUUUUUCUCUCUCAAUACUAG